This is a messenger RNA of Didymodactylos carnosus, 166 nucleotides long. Lineage: Eukaryota; Metazoa; Rotifera; Eurotatoria; Philodinida; Philodinidae. The record is from the annotation of a GenBank genome assembly.
UGUUGUUAAACUUCUUCAUCCAGUUAUAUUAGGUCCACGACAAGAAUGUGAGGUGCAAGCACAAGUUCCGAUUUCAACAGCUGAAACAGUUAUACUUCAUCCAAAACAACAACUUCAACAUAAUCCGGUAAAUAGUCAGUCGGUUGAGUAUCGCGAGCAGUGUUAG